Oryzias melastigma (Indian medaka) is the source of this 4300-nucleotide messenger RNA. It is a transcript of the gene sort1b, whose product is annotated as sortilin 1b. The record is from RefSeq and is a predicted model, not a curated record. Gene Ontology annotation, cellular component: Golgi apparatus; membrane. Gene Ontology annotation, biological process: vesicle organization; Golgi to endosome transport; endocytosis. Lineage: Eukaryota; Metazoa; Chordata; Actinopteri; Beloniformes; Adrianichthyidae. Gene Ontology annotation, molecular function: protein binding.
UUGCUCCAACUGUUCGAGUUUUGAAGUGAUUUGAAUCCCGAAAUAGUAUCUGGCAGGAGGACUGUUUUUCUUUUUUUAUCCUUGAUGUCAUCCGCGGUGGAGCCGUAGCAUCCUUUAAUUCCUGUACAACACCAGGAUAAACAACUAUUUUUAUUUUUUAUUUGAGUGCUACAAUAGCAGGGAAGAUGGGACUUCUGCUGCAAUGUGUCCUGCUGUUUUGUGUCAGCGCUCUCAUUGCCGGCUCCGAUUUCGAUCAGAAACCCAUAUCCCAAACCCGGUCGGCUUUUGUGAGGCACCCCAGCGCGGAAGAUAGAACCGCAAAAAUCGAGAAGAGGUCUCUGACAAGCCACAGGAUCAGAAGAAGGAGAAGCACUGAGCCGGGCGAUGCCUGUAAAACGCUCACGGGAUACGACAGCAAGUUAGCCGACAACACUCAUCCUUACAUCUUCGAUGACCUGAGUGGCUCGGUGUCUCUUGCCUGGGUCGGAGAUGGCACCGGGGUCAUUCUGGCUUUGACGACAUACCAGAUGCCCUUCUUUUUGUUUAAAUUUGGACAGUCCAAACUGUAUCGCAGUGAGAACUACGGGAAGUCAUUUCAAGAUGUAACCGACUUAAUCAACCACACUUUCAUCUUGUCUGACUUUGGCAUUGCUAUUGGUCCAGAGAAGUCAGGAAAAGUAAUCCUAACAGGUGAGGUAUCUGGAGAUGACAAGCCUCGGAUAUUUGUUUCUGAUGACAGCGGGAAGAGCUUCACGCACCAUGAUUUGACCUUUAUGCCCCUGACUCAAAUGAGUUACAAUCCGGAGGAUUCAAAUGUUCUCUUUGUCUUUAGCAGCAAAAAGGAACUGUGGCUUUCUGAAGAUUUUGGCAAAAGUUGGAGAAAGAUCCACGACAUGGUGUGUUUGGUGAAAUGGGGAAGUAAAAACACCAUCUACUUUACGACCAGCAAAAACGCAUCGUGCAGUGAUCGGGGAGUCUUAGAACUGAAGAAAACCACAGACUACGGUAAAACCAUCAAGACCAUCGCCAAUAAAGUCUACUCCUUUGGUCGUGGGGGACGCUUCCUUUUCGUCUCUGUAAUGACCAGCCAGGACAGACUGAGGGUUCUCCACGUCUCUGUGGAUCAGGGUGAGACCUGGAACAUCGCUCAGCUUCCAGCUGUCGGUCACGACCAGUUUUACUCCAUUUUGGCAGCAAAUGACGAGAUUGUCUUCAUACACGUCGAUGAACCCGGAGAUUCCCUAUUUGGAACUGUUUAUGUAUCAGAUGACCGCGGUACUGUUUAUUCCAAGUCGCUGGAGCGUCACCUGUACACCACCCCAGGGGGCGAUACAGACUUCACAAACGUCACCUCCUUACGAGGAGUUUUCAUUACCAGUAUUCUGGCUGAAGAUAACUCCAUACAGUCUGUGGUGUCUUUUGAUCAGGGAGGGGAGUGGGUUCCCCUGAGGACGCCUUCAAAUGUCAAAUGUAAAGUCACAGCCACAGAUCCAGACAAGUGCAAUUUCCACAUCCACGCAGCGUACAGCAUGGCUAUGAAGCUUGACGUCCCCAUGCUGCCUCUGUCUGAACCGAAUGCUGUGGGCCUCAUCUUAGCGCAUGGCAGCGUUGGGGACUCUUCCUCAGUGAUCAGACCUGACGUGUUUGUGUCGGACGAUGGAGGCUACUCCUGGAUAAAGGCGCUAGAUGGGCCUCAUCACUACGCUAUUCUGGACUCAGGGGGACUUUUGGUGGCGGUGGAGCACAACCCCUCUGACACCAUCUUCCAGAUUAAAUUUUCCACUGAUGAAGGACAGUGCUGGCAUGUAUACAACUUCACCACAGAGCCCAUCUUUUUCACUGGGUUGGCGUCAGAACCAGGAGCUCGCUCCAUGAAUGUAAGCCUCUGGGGGUACCGAGACUCCUUCAUCAGCCAGAACUGGAUCUCCUUCACUAUUGACUUCAGGGAACUUCUCACCCGAGACUGUGGUGACGGUGACUAUGUGCAGUGGUUGGCCCACUCGGAUGACAUCAGUGACCCAAAGGAUGGCUGCAUGCUGGGUUUCAAGGAGAAGUUCCUGCGUCUCAGAAAAGACUCGGUUUGCUGGAACGGGCGUGAUUAUGAGGUCACGUCUCAGCCGACCCCUUGUGCUUGCACUCUGGACGACUUCUUGUGUGACUUUGGAUACUACCGCCAAGAAAACAGCUCCAAAUGUGUAGAAGAGCCAAACUUGCAGCACAAAGUGUUGGAGCUCUGUCUACAUGGAAAAGAGGAGCAACUGGUAACUAGUGGGUACAGAAAGAUCCCUGGAGAUAAAUGUGAAGGAGGAGAGCAGCCCAAACGUGACGAGAUUGAUCUCAGUAAGAGGUGUGUCAGUGACAUGGUGGAGACACUCGAGUUGAUCGGAACUCGUUCUUCAAAGUCAGUUGCUAUAAUAGUAGCAGUGGUGGUGAUCAUGCUGCUGAGCAUUGCAGGAGGAGUGGUCUUCGUCAGGAAGUAUGUGUGCGGUGGCAGGUUUUUGGUCCACAGGUACUCGGUACUGCAGCAGCACGUCGAGAACAAUGCCGCUGAUGAGAUGGACGACCCACUUGAGAUCAACCACACACAAAACGGCAAAAUCGAGUUUCACGAUGAUUCUGAUGAGGACAUGCUCGAGUGACACCCACCUCCUGCGAUGCAGCCGAGUAAGACGCCUCCUGUCCAGCCUGUGGCCGGCAACUGUUCCUGUAGCCGUCGUCUCCGGCUACAUCUUCCCUUUACCCUCUUGUAGAAGCUUCAGCAUCGGCUACAGAGCCCGUGUCACAUCGCACUGCUGUCAAAAUGAAGCCUGAUGAAUGUACUUCUUACAUUCACUCCUAGAACUUCCACAGUCGGGGAGUUUUGUUCUUCAGCUACUAGCUAACGGGUUUGAAUCUGAUAGAUAUUUAUUUUAGGGAGCAAAAACUAAUGCAGUAACUGCUUAACUGCUGAAAAAGCCAGAGAAAUACAUUGCACUGUUUUACAGGUUCUGCCUCUUUCAUGCCUGGGUAUGCUCCUGGAAGUACUUUUAAGUUCUGUCAAAAUUUGUAUUCUUUUUCUCGUGCACUUGUACAUAAACGCAUCGUCUGUGUGAGACCCGUCUGGUGGGAGUGACAAUGGUUGCAUUGAGCUUUAUGCUAAUUAAUCUUCCAGACAGCUGAAUCUCACUCCUGUUAUUUUUUUUUUCUAGAUAUUUGCGAGAAGUGUCCACAAAUGGCCACAAUGAAGAAAAAACACAUUAUCAAAGACUGUAGGCUUUUGCAGCAUCCUGACAGUAGGAUUUAUGAUUGAAGUAAAAAGGCACACAAACAUUAUGAAAUAGUUUAGGAAUAUUUUGUAUAUUUUGGGAUACUGUCCAUGCAUUUAUCUUUUUAGCACAAACGAUUCCGUGUUUUUAUGAAUGGAAGGAUAUUUGAAGAAAAAACAUUGCCUCAAUGUGCAGGAGAACAGCUUGUGUCUCAUCACGGUUUGUUGGAAACUUUAAGUGCAGUUAAAACUGCUGAAAGCACAAAGAACUUUUUCUGUGAAGAGCUUGUCGGUGAACGAUUUUCUUAAAAGUGAGAUUUUUUUUUUGUCUUAUAUAGCCAUGUUGGUUAUAUGUACGACCAAAUGCAUUCAUAUGAAAGCAAUGACAAAAGGCAAUCACUGUAAAUAGUGAAAAAGUUGCAAUACCAGCAUUUUUCUGCCUUUGAGAGAAGGCAAAUUCUUGCAAAUCACUGGGUUAUAAAAGGUUUCAGCUUUUUUUUUAUCUCCUCUUCAGUUUGAUCCUUUUGUGGAUUUUUUCCCUUUAAAAACACGUUGUGUAUUUGUUGUGUUCAUAUAGGUUUAACAUGUUUAAAGUGGUUCAAAGUGCAGAAUGUUGGGAGUUUGUUAACAAGUGCCUGGUGUGAGAAUCCGGCAUAUUGCUGCUGUCCAUCUCCUGAUCAUUAGAUAAUUCACAGUGUAGUUGGUGUUACAGAUGCAUCCCAAGUAUAAAAAUGUUAAGCCUCUACAUAUUGCUGUUACUCUAAAAUAUUUAAAUCAGGUAAAUUCUUUGAGCAAAUUCAAGUCGAAUAACCUCAUUAGUUUGUCAAAUUGAGAUAAAUUCAGGACUUUAAUACAACUGCUUUGUAGCUGCUCUUCACUAGAAAACACUGGAAACAAAGAUUUCAUGACUUGCAUUUUUUCUCAUGUUAGUUUUGAACCUUCCGUUUGACUUAUAAUUGCUUUAAUGACAAACUGCUUUUGUGAAGGCUCUGUAAAUAUAAAAGUUUGAACUGUUUCUCAUUUCUUUGGGUUCGACAUUAAACUCUUUUUCUGUCA